Molecule: messenger RNA, 675 nt
Organism: Ambispora gerdemannii
Lineage: Eukaryota; Fungi; Glomeromycota; Glomeromycetes; Archaeosporales; Ambisporaceae
Source: the annotation of a GenBank genome assembly
AUGCAAAGACCACAAAGUGACCCGAUAUCACCACACGCCAACCGCCUAGUCGCCUAUAUGAACGGACAUCCCGAUACGAUUCUAACAUACGCAAAAUAUUUUGGAAAAGAAAAGAAUGCGGUGUCUGCUCAAAUGACCAGUAUUGAUUCAGCGGGAUUUACUGUUAAGGUUACGAAAGAAGAUGGCGAUGAAGAGGAAAUUAUUAUUCAGUUUAAGCAAAAAUUAACGGGUCAUGAGCAAGUGAGAGGUGUGUUGACUGAAAUGGCUAAAGAUGCUGAAGAAGCGCUAAACUUGCCAAGCACACGUCCACCCAGUCCACCACCAUCAUCCACCACACUAACCAACAACAUUCAUACGCCAUUCAUCUGGCCGAACCCAUUCGUUGCCUCUUUAAUCGCAGUCUGUUUAAUUAUAUUAUACACUCCCGAUUAUUUUGCCCCGCAAUUGCACCCCUUCCUCCGCGAAUACGCUUACAUUGAUUGGAAUAGUUUGUAUGCGACUCGAUGGUUGGUCCUCGCCCUUCAUCUAGGUGAGACAUCAAUUGUCGCCUGGAUUUUGGCUAAGAAAGGAGAACCAGAUAUGAAAACGUGGUUUUUGUGGAUUAGCUUCACAAUGUUCCUUGGUGGCCUAGUUGCUAAUCAUCUUUGGAAUCGGAAGGAAAAAAAACGUGAGUAG